Zeugodacus cucurbitae (melon fly) is the source of this 966-nucleotide messenger RNA. RefSeq names its product ras-related protein Rap-2c (gene Rap2l). Gene Ontology annotation, biological process: Rap protein signal transduction; negative regulation of cell migration. The record is from RefSeq and is a predicted model, not a curated record. The transcript is spliced from 4 exons. NCBI's taxonomy places the organism in Eukaryota, Metazoa, Arthropoda, Insecta, Diptera, Tephritidae. Gene Ontology annotation, molecular function: GTP binding; GDP binding; GTPase activity. Gene Ontology annotation, cellular component: plasma membrane. Bases 374 to 922 code for a protein of 182 amino acids.
AACGAUAAAAAGCAUUUAUUGACGCUAAUUGUAUAUAUGUGGUGAAACAUAUUGCAUUUUUGCAUUUGUAAUUUUAUUCAAGUGAAAUUAUUUAAAAGAUUUGUAAAUAAACUAACUAGUGUAUAUAAAAGUCGAAGUUAUAAAGCAAUUUGUAAUUUGAAAGUUUGCCAUGUAAUGAAGUUGAGUGUAUUUCGUUAUUUUCGGUAUUCCUCGUGCUAGCAUUUGGUAUACAAUAGUCAAGUACCUACUUUGUUUUAAAGUGACAAGAAAGAUUUAAUUAGCUUUCAAUAAUAGCAGUGCAAUAAAAUUUUUUGUCGGUCAAGUUGGCUGGCCAGUCUCGUUUGAGACUUACUGAAUAUAAUAUUUUAAAAUAAUGCGAGAAUUUAAAGUGGUUGUAUUGGGUUCGGGCGGUGUCGGCAAGUCUGCCCUUACUGUUCAAUUCGUUUCCGGGUGCUUUAUUGAAAAGUACGAUCCCACCAUUGAAGACUUCUACCGAAAAGAAAUAGAGGUAGACAAUUCGCCGUGCGUACUUGAAAUUUUAGAUACCGCAGGUACAGAACAGUUUGCAUCAAUGAGGGACUUAUAUAUAAAAAAUGGACAUGGAUUUAUUGUAAUGUAUUCGUUGACAAACCAUCAGACUUUUCAGGAUAUAUCAAGCAUGAAAAAUGUCAUAACAAGAGUUAAGGGAAGUCAACCGGCCCCAAUUUUACUAGUCGCAAAUAAAAUUGAUUUAGAUUGCCAAAGAGAAGUUUCUACUGAGGAAGGAAACGCUCUUGCUCGACAAUGGGACUGUCCGUUUAUUGAAGCAUCCGCAAAAGAUAGAAUAAACGUAAAUGAAGUGUUUGCAACUAUAGUACGUGAAAUGAAUAUGACACAGGAAAAACGCCAGAAAAAAAGUUACUGUUGUUGUACACUUUUAUAGAAAUAUUAAAAAACGUAUUAAUAUAAAAUUAGCUCAAAAGUGUA